Messenger RNA from Sardina pilchardus (European sardine), 1500 nucleotides. Its product is annotated as C-type mannose receptor 2-like. The transcript is spliced from 6 exons. Lineage: Eukaryota; Metazoa; Chordata; Actinopteri; Clupeiformes; Clupeidae. The coding region runs from base 35 to 1153 and encodes 372 amino acids. The record is from RefSeq and is a predicted model, not a curated record.
GCAACUCCAGAGCUGUCUGACAGGCCCUUCAGUAAUGACUCUACUUCUAAUGACAACACUGCUGGUCUCAGGUCUGGGCAGUCUCUCUUCCUCUGUGCCACGUCAGUUCCAUGUGGUGAAGGAGCAGAAGAGCUGGACAGAAGCUCAGCAGUACUGCAGAGAGGAGUUCACUGACCUCGCCACCAUAGACGACAUGACAGAGAUGGAGAAGGUGAAGAGCAAGAUCCAUGCAGGUGUAAAUGCUUGGAUUGGGCUGAAGAGGGAAAGCAGCCCUAAGUGGCAGUGGUCUCUGGCUGACAGGGAUUUCUACAGAGAGCAGGAAACAGAGUUCAGAAACUGGGCUACAGGCCAACCCAAUGGAGGUAGAGAAGAGUGUGUGUUAAUGUGGCGUGGUGGGAAAUGGCAUGACUUCUGGUGUCGCGAAAGCCGUCCCUUCAUCUGCUAUGAUGGGGGAAACUCCACACAUCCCUAUGUGCUGGUUACUGAGAGGAAGAACUGGGCAGAUGCUCAGAGAUACUGCAGAGAGAAACACACAGACCUGGCCAGUGUGAGGAAUCAGGAAGAGAAUGACCAGAUAGAGCAAGUUAGAGGAAAUAUAAACAGGGGUGCCUGGAUUGGCCUGUUCAGAGAUGCCUGGGAGUGGUCAGAUGGCAGCAGUUCCUCAUUCCGCCACUGGGGCGCUGGAGAACCUGAUAACAAGGGUGUGGCGUGCACUGAAAUUAUGCCCAGUGGUCUUUGGAAAGAUGCAGACUGUCAGCAUAAUGAUGGUAGUCACUUCAUCUGCUAUGAAGAUGAGCUGGUUCUGGUCCGUGAGAAUAAGACCUGGAGAGAGGCGCUGCAGUACUGCCGAGAUCACCAUGUGGACCUGGUGUCUGUGACGUCCGAGCGGGUCCAGCGCUGGGUGAGUGAACGGGCUAAAGGAGCCUCCACUGCUCACGUGUGGGUGGGCCUGGUCCACUCCUACGGCUUGGGCUGGUUCUGGGUCUGUGGACAGACCAUCUGCUACAGCAACUGGACCCAAGGGCACCAGCAGGUGGAGUCCUUCCAUCAAGGAGUCGGGGCAGUGGAGUCUGGAGGGGGGCAGUGGGUCAGCAACCUGACUAAGACCGACCAACUCAACUUCAUCUGCACCACUAAGGAGCAGUGUGGCUGAACCCUCCUCAGUCCAGAGCAGUGUUAGAGGAACUCCUCAGGUUUCUCCAGCUCCCAUUCAUGUUCACCACUCAUUUCAUCAUGUGCAGCUACACAGCUACUGUCAUAUACACUACAUAUGUCAAUAUUACCAUUAUAUUUACUCUUUAUAUUUACUCUUCCUAUAAAGUGUGCUACAAAGUGAAUACAUUUAUAUGUUUAAUCAAUUAUACUGUAGGCUAUGUGUUUAUUAGCAAUGAUGUCAUGUUUUGACAAUGCAAAAGUACAGUAUGUCAACUUUGUCAAUUGUAGAACUCUGUGCUGAAUGUUUGCUGUAACUGACAUGACUAUUUGUGAUUAGUAUGAUUA